CUUUAUAAAGGGCUUUACCAAAUCGCACCAAUGAAAUGCAGAGGUAAAAAUUGGCUGGAAUUCUAUUGGUCGAAGCACUCGUCUUCCGUUUUUGAACGGCAAACAGCGCUUGCAUGGUGGUGGCUGUGAGGCGGAUUCGCUUUGUUUUCCUUUUAACUCAUUAGUUGUUUUUUUUCAUUAUUACAGAUUGAUUUAACGUUUGCGCUUUCCGACUUAAGAGGUAUCACCCCGAAGUAUAUCAAAGCGAUGGUAAAACUUUAUUAGACACGUAUUAUUAUGAAAUAUUAUUGUAUUUGCUGCUGGGUUGGUUAUCUUGGUGAAUUUUGCAGAUUUAGUCUAAGUGAGAUAGAACAUGGCAAGACAAGGUGUAUCAAGACCAAAGGUAGUAGUUGUAGUCGACUAUUAUAUAUGAAUAUUUUACGAAUACCUUUGUUUUACCAUGUUUUGUUUUGUACUUAAAGCAAAGUGUCUCUCGCAGGUGGUCUCAUCAGGCAGGCUUACAGGCUCUGGAAGGGGACAAAUUCACAAGAGAAAGGUCACUGGGAGAUCUGUGCCACCUCUUGAACCAGCAUAUUCCCUUUAUUCAACAGACUCAGAAGAUCAGGUGAUGACAAUACACGAGGGACUGGACCGGUGUGCUGCUUUACUCAAUGGGAUACUUCAAGCUGAACAGGCAGAAUCAAAGCCCAAACCACAGGGAACAAAGACCAUCUUUAAACCCAAACCCAAGAAUUUAUCAAGAAAGAUUGAGACAGACAAGAAAAAACACGGGAAGAAGGCAAACACGGCUAUGCAUUUGAACAAAAUUAAAAUGAAGCCAGGUCCGGUGCAAAAGACUAUUUUAUCUACUAGUUCUCACACCGGUUUAGCAGGGCAGCCAUGUUGCCGAAGUGAUCAGAAUCCUGGGAUCAGAUGGGCACAGGGGUCACAUGAUCAGCCUGCAGGACUGACCCCUGUAACACAAGCUCCGCAACACUCAGUUCCACAGGCCUGCCCUCAACCUGCUGCCAGCUGUAAUCUGCCAUCUUCAGGUCAGGUUCAAACAUCUACUGUGUUUAACUGUCGGCUGACCACAUCAACUCCUGCACUGAGCCCUCAAAGACCUGGACCAUCAAACAGUGAACCUAUAAUACAACAAAAAUCCAACUGUCAAAUAAAGAGCUGCACAACAGAGCAUCACAGAUGUGAGUGUACUUCAGAGUGUUUGCAGAGCAAUGGUUCCUCAUCAGGAGAGUUUCAUUGCAUAACUCAGUCGUGGCCCAUGAACGCUGCCACCCCUUUUCUCCCUCAGGGGUCUGUCGCCAAAACAGUCACACAGACUCCAGUUACUGCAUCUCCCGUCCAAAAUGGACCAAGCGCUCGAGUAGAACAAGGGGUGCCUUUGAUCACCAGUCCAAUCUGUGGUGUUCCUCAGUGGGGAUCUGUAGGGCCGAACAUUUCUUUGGCAUCAUCAAGUGGGUUCUUGAGCUGCCCUUCAACAGCAGGGUUAGCAACACAAGUCCCCAUCCAGGCCCACAUUAGCCAUCCUCAACCUGAUCCAAAUGGACCUGUACCGAAUCAUUACAAUGCCCACGAGCAGGAGAUCAGUUUGGAGGAGAGUGGAGGCAGUACCAGCGCAGAGGAAAAAGAUGAAGAACAGGAUGGAGUGGACACUACACCUGUCAGAGACAUAAGUUGUCAGACCAGCAAGGAGAAAUUAACAGAUGUGAGUCUCGAAGGCAAACCCACUAGCCCAGAGAAAACCGCCCGGAAAGUGAUGACUCUCAAAUUUAUGCUGGGAGAGCUGAAGACUCUGGUUGCUAAUCAGGACAGUGAGGCUGUACGUCUGAUCUCAGAGGUGGAGCAGAACAUCUCCCUACUACCUGUCAUGGUGGGCAGCACCAACAUCCAGGCGGAGAUCGCACUCGCCCUGCAGCCUCUCAGGAGCGAGAAUGUACAGUUGCGUAGACGAUUGCGAAUACUCAAUCAGCAGUUAUUGGAAAGGGAGAGAGCAGAACGGCGGGCCAGGCCUGUGGACUGCAACAUGGAGGUGGUUGCAUUGCAGUCACUGAACCUCACUCUCCAGACCCAGUUAAAUGAGAGCCGUGGAGAGCUUGAGACUCUGCAGCAGGAGAACAUGAGACUACAGAAAGCUGUGGAGGACAUAGAAAGUUACCUGCAGCAGCACAAGGAGCUGUGCAAGUUAGAAAACCAUCGCCUAAGGCUGGAGGUGAAUGAUGCAUUAACUGAAAUGCAGAGCUGCAAAAAUAAACUCCAAGAGUGUGAGAUUGAGAAGUCUUCAUUGACACUGAGUCUCCAGCAGAGGGAGGCAGAGAUCAGCAGACUGCAGGAGGUCAUCAGAAAUCUACAGAGAAACCAGAGAAAAUACAUAACUGAACAUUCUCCACAAUUAGAUUUGUGUCAACCAAACUCUCACUCUCAGCUUACAAAGAGUGUUCUGGAAUUGCAUGAAAAUGCACAGAGAGAGACUGCUGUAUUAGACCAACUUUCAGACUCUGUAAAGACCUAUCUUCAAACUCUAGAGGGGACUGGACAGGCCUCUCCUCCCCAAAGAGUUCAUGUGAGGUCCCAGACAUUACAACCAGCUUCCCCUGUCCAGUCUGAUGUUGGAAAAGAAAGCAUUAUAUUAUCAAAUACUAAAGUCUGUUCACCAAAAGUCAGGGGUAUACAUGAGCCAACCCUGGAAGCCAUAGGUGAGAAUGUGCACCAAUUACAGCAGAAGAGAACAAUUUUUGCCCCUUUAAGAGAGGCGCCAAUGGUGCAGCUUGCCACUGGGGUUGCUCAAAGUAAACCUCACACUCAGUGUGAUGAGCUGAUAACAGCCAAGAGUCAAAGGGAAAAUUUGGAUGGGCCUGUAGGGCUGAAAUAUCUGGGACAUGCUUUUACUGAAAAGCUGGGCAUCUCUGAUGUGCUCCAUACUCAGAGCCGAGAUUUCCUUUCAGAUCCUGAUGGUGCAGCCUUGCAAUUAAAUCAGAAAAACAAGAGCCUGGAUGAUCACACGAUGCAAUCCCAGCAUGCCCGUCAGUGCCUAAGGAUGGGUAUUGAGUCGGCAUACACUGGGCGGCCCUCAGUGAUGGAGAAGACCUACUCCUCUUGUGAUAUUAAGUCUUUGGCUUCUGAUUGGAGCUUAAACUCCUGGUCGACGUUUAACACACGAGAUGAGCAGAAUUUCAGAGACGGGCUAGCAGCACUAGAUGCCAGCAUAGCAAGUCUGCAGAGGACUCUAAAGGCUGAUUUAAACAAAUGAAAAUGUUGUACUUAAAAGUGCAUUGAAUUGAUUUUAUUUUUAAUUUGAUUGUGUGUAAUUUAUGGAUAUUUUACCUGUCUUUUUUAU
Messenger RNA from Myxocyprinus asiaticus (Chinese sucker), 3334 nucleotides. Its product is annotated as coiled-coil domain-containing protein 14-like. The record is from RefSeq and is a predicted model, not a curated record. Gene Ontology annotation, cellular component: centriolar satellite. Lineage: Eukaryota; Metazoa; Chordata; Actinopteri; Cypriniformes; Catostomidae. The transcript has 13 exons. Bases 440 to 3247 code for a protein of 935 amino acids. Gene Ontology annotation, biological process: protein localization to centrosome.